Brassicogethes aeneus is the source of this 3084-nucleotide messenger RNA. NCBI's taxonomy places the organism in Eukaryota, Metazoa, Arthropoda, Insecta, Coleoptera, Nitidulidae. The record is from the annotation of a GenBank genome assembly.
UUUAGGAAAACAUGAAACUACAUUUGGUAGCAUUUUUUACAACAUGGAUUUUUUGCUCAACUGCUACUUAUGAGAUGCACAAACACAUGACCCUAGAAGAAAUAAAAUCUACUUUUUUCGUAAAUCAUCACGAUUUGGUGCCAGAAUAUCAAGUCGUACAAAUUCAACAUGUGCAGAAAAGAAGCCUACCGGCAAUACACAACGAAAGUGACAGCGAAAACUUUAUAGAUAUAGACGAAAAAAUAGGAAAAGGUUUAAAUUAUCAAAUAAAAAAGGAAAAAACAACUAUAAAACUAAAAGCUUUUGGUCAACCAUAUAAUUUAAAACUACAACCAACAGAAGGGUUAUUCAAAAAAGGAAAACUAAAAAUUUGGACUAUUGAACCAAAUUCUACAGCACAACAUGGAGUUGAGUUUGUAGAGCUUCCAGAAACAAAUGAGGAAAUUGGAGAAUUAUAUCAAGAUGAAAAAAAUCAGGCCGCCAUUCUUCUUAGAAAUGAAGGAGAUAAAGUUGUCGUGGAAGGAAGUAUUGGCUCACAUUUAAUUAUUCGGCCUAUUCCACAAAGACUUAGCUAUAAUAAAAAUAUGAAAAAAAACUAUUCUAGUUAUGAUGAUGAAAUGUAUUUGGAUUCUGAUGGAGAAUUAAGUUCUGAGGUAUCCAUCGAUACAGGAUUGCCUAUUAAUCGUGUUAAAAAUACACAUCAUAUUAUUUUUAAAAAUAAAGAUACUAUGGAAGAGGACAAUAUGAGUGAUUAUGCUUUUAUGGAACCAGAUCAUCUAUCAAAACGAUUCAAGAGAAAUGCUAUUUUUCAUUUAAGAAAUAAAAGAGAGGCACCAUACACAAUAUAUCCUGAAAUAUUGGUAAUUGUAGAUUAUGAUGGAUAUAGGUUACACGGUGGUGAUAAUCUUCAAAUAAAACGGUACUUUGUCUCAUUUUGGAAUGGAGUAGAUUUGCGAUAUAAAUUACUUAAAGGUCCAAAAGUUAGAAUUUCAAUUGCAGGAAUAAUUAUAAGUAGAGGGAGAGAUGCCACACCAUAUUUAGAAAGAAACAGAGUUGGAAGGGAUGCUAUAGAUUCAGCUGCGGCAUUAACAGAUAUGGGUAAAUAUUUAUUUAGAGAAAGAAGAUUACCAGUUUAUGAUAUUGCUGUUGCUAUAACUAAAUACGACAUGUGUCGCCGUAGAAAGGGUGGACGAUGCACAAAAGGAACAGCUGGUUUCGCUUACGUGGGUGGAGCCUGUGUCGUAAAUAAGAGACUGGAAAAAGUAAAUUCUGUAGCCAUAAUUGAAGAUACUGGUGGAUUUAGUGGUAUAAUCGUGGCAGCUCAUGAAGUUGGUCAUUUGCUGGGAGCGGUUCAUGAUGGUAGUCCUCCUCCAUCGUAUCUAGGUGGUCCUGGUGCAGAAAAAUGCCAAUGGACUGAUGGAUUUAUUAUGUCUGAUUUAAGGCAUACAGAAAGAGGAUUUAGAUGGUCAUCAUGUAGUGUAUCUAGUUUUCAUCACUUUUUGAACGGAGAUACGGCAACUUGUUUAUUUAAUUCCCCCCAUGAGGAUGAUAGUCUUCCACGGGUACUUCCAGGAAAACUUCUUACAUUAGAUGCUCAAUGUAGACGAGAUAGAGGAACCAGUGCAUGUUUUAAAGAUGAUAGAGUAUGUGCACAACUAUUUUGCUUUGAUGCUGGAAGUGGCUACUGCGUAGCAUAUAGACCUGCUGCUGAAGGAUCACCAUGCGGUGAUGGACAGUAUUGUCUAAAUGGAAGGUGUGUGGCAGAACAUGAAAACAUCAUUCCGGAUUAUACUCAAAAUACACCAACAUAUAUUAGGAAUGAAAAUCAAGGAAGGCCAUUGUUCAAGGAAGGCGAAGAUGAAUUUACACCUGAAGCGCCAAACUAUAAAAAUAAUUUCAGCGAUUUCAGUACACAGAAUCCAUAUAGUCAGUUUAACUAUUAUCAAAACCAACAAUAUUUUCCAACAAAAACAUCUACACAAAAUCCUUAUUACACUACAAAAUUAUUUAGAAGUUCUAAACCCUUUCAAUAUUUUGCAAUAUCUACCACAAAGUCACCUUAUGAUUUUCACAAUUUUGGUAAACAAAUUUUAAAAAAUAUUCCCAGUCGUAUUUCUACGCAGUCCACUAGCAAUCGCUUUAUUGGAAACUACUAUAAUUUUAGAGGACAAACCACAAAAAGUCCUUAUGAUUUUGCUAACUUUGGAAAACAAACUACAACGAAUUACAAUUUUAAUAAAGAUAUUAAUAACAAUUUUUUAUUAAAACGUUCAUACAGUGAUGAAAGUUAUUAUAGUAAUAGUUUUAAAAAUAAGACAGUCGUAUAAGCUUCGCAAGAUUGAUUUUAAAUGGAUAGGUUAAUUCUUCGGUGCAGUCCUUUUAUUUAUCCAGGAAUACGUGAUUGUGAUUUAGUAAAUAGAUACUAGUGAUUUAAAAACAAUUUAAAUAGCGUAAGCAUAAAAUGAGAAGCACGCUUGCAGUAGCAUAAUUUUGUGUUGUUAUAUUUUAUAGAAUAUCCAAUACUUUAUUUGCAAAUACAAUAAAAUAUAUUAAAUCAGUAAAAUAUUUUGGAUUAAAUUUUAUUAAAAUAAAUUAAAAUGCAAACUUUAGGAUAACUUGAACUAAGGGUACCUUUUUUACGGAAACACGAAUACAUCAAGGUAAUUAGGGUAUACUUACAUGUUAUUAAAAUUUAAUUUUUAUUCUAUAAAAAAAAUAUUUUUGGUUGUACAUUUAUAAGUUCAAAUAAAUACUAAAAUUAGAAUAGUAUAAUAUAAGGUCAUUUGUGGUCAAAGUGAUAGUUAAAUCAAUAAAUUAUUGUAUUAUUUCAGCCAAACACUGAAACAAACAAAUUUUUCCAAUUACAAUUAAUUUUUGUUAAAUACUUCAAAAUUUACAGAUAGUAGGUAAUGAAUCCAUAUCACUUUUUACAAAAAAUACAUUACAAUAAAAAAUAUCUUUUUUAUUUAAUUAUCUAAAUUUGCAACUAAUUUAUUUUAAUUAUAUAAAUAUAUUAUCUUAAAGUAAACAAAUUUGACCGGUCUAAAUUUGCGCUUGACCUGUAAUUAAAAGCCUAAAAUAAAG